UUGAAAUACUGUUUGAAGAUAAAAUACACACGUUCUAUGAAUUCUGUCACAGGGUCGAAGCGCAAGACAUUAAAGUCAGAUAUUGUGGGGAAAAAAAAAACAUCUCAAAUUUGUCAAUUGGAAGAAGGAGAAUCAGGAUUGGCGCCGAGAUCCACUGUCGGCGGCGCGACCAUGAACGGGUUCCUUGAGAAGGGGAGGGAGAAAAAUGGGAGCGAAAUUUCCAAUGAAAGCAGCGACGGUUCUUCAGGCUGGCCGAACACCGGGAACAACGGUAGAGCUUCGUCAUCCGUCGACCGCAUAUCCAGUAACGUGGGGAGGAAAAUUAGGGCCAGGGUUUCGACUGAUUUGCAGAUGAAGUUUUUUGGGGACCAGAGGGGGGUCGAUUUCGUUGACUGCGGUGUUUGGGCUUUGAAAUUUUUCUCCGACGGGGAUUACAGGAACUUUGUGACUAAAUUUCAGGGUUGCUUGUUUGAAAAUGUGUAUGGAUUGAAACCAACAGAGGAAAACAAGUCGUACAACAAGGACUUUCUGGGAUGGGUGAAGCCCGAGGAUUCGGAUGAUUCAAUGUGGGAGGAUGGAGAUGUCGGUGAAUGGAGAAGUCCCGAUAAGGCCCGUUCGAUGGAGUUUUCAGACAGGGAGAAUCAAGACUUGCUAACAAGAUCUUUCCAUUUAAGCACAUAUUUUAGGUAA
This is a messenger RNA of Striga asiatica, 690 nucleotides long. The record is from the annotation of a GenBank genome assembly. Lineage: Eukaryota; Viridiplantae; Streptophyta; Magnoliopsida; Lamiales; Orobanchaceae.